This is a messenger RNA of Monodelphis domestica (gray short-tailed opossum), 3255 nucleotides long. It is a transcript of the gene DLL3, whose product is annotated as delta like canonical Notch ligand 3. Lineage: Eukaryota; Metazoa; Chordata; Mammalia; Didelphimorphia; Didelphidae. Gene Ontology annotation, biological process: multicellular organism development; cell communication; Notch signaling pathway. Gene Ontology annotation, molecular function: calcium ion binding. The record is from RefSeq and is a predicted model, not a curated record. Gene Ontology annotation, cellular component: membrane.
CUGCGGUCUCUCCUCCGGGUGGGCACCCCUCCAAGGUAGCAACUCUUCCCUGCCUGCGCCCCCCACCCCAGGGUCCCAUCGGUCCCCUCGAGCUUGCUGUCAUCGCCACCUCCGGCCCGGGACGACCUUUGGGUGAGGUCCGCGAGGGCCAAGAUGCUCCUCAAGCUGAUAACCCAGAAACACCCGAAGACAGCGGUGACAGCCGACAGUAACGGAAUUAGCGAUGCCUAUAAGGCUACACGACCCGAGCACACAGGGGGACAGCAGCCGGCUGGGAGCUCUGCACCCGACCCAGCCCCACCUGGCAAUACACAUGCACACACACAUUCCUCCUUCCCCUCCCCCUCCCCCAGCUGGGCAGGGGUCCCCUCUGGGGGCGGGGCCUCGCUCGCCUCGGGUUAUAAAGCUGUCCCCUCAGCCUUGGGUGCCCCAGACUCCGCGCACCAUGGCUCCCAGGCGGCCGCUGACGGUCCAGCUCCUGGCCGCGCUGCUUUCCCUCCUCUGCCUUCCCAGGGUCCGAGGCGCCGGAGUCUUCGAACUGCAAGUCCACUCUUUCCGGCCGGGGCCUGGGUCCCCCGGCUCCCCAGGCUCGCCGUGUGGGGCCAGGAGCUCCUGCCGCCUCAUCUUCCGCGUCUGCCUGAAGCCCGCGCUGCCCGACCUGAGUCCGGAGCUACCGUGCGCCCUGGGGGCUGCGCUCAGCACCUCCGGAAGCCCCGGUCCCGGGGACCCCACCGAUCCCGGGCCGCAGCUCUCCCUGGCCGACGGCCUCAUCCGUGUCCCUUUCCGUACCGCCUGGCCGGGGACUUUUUCUCUAGUCAUCGAGUCUUGGCGAGAGGAGCUGGAGUCCAGGAGGAAGGAAGAGUCGGGGGAGAAGCUUCUUGGGCCCGAUCGGAGUCUGCUGAGCCGGUUGGCCGGACGGCACAAGUUGGCGGUGGGCGGGCCCUGGGCCCGGGAUGCUAGGCAGGCCGGGGGCUGGGAGCUCCUCUUCUCGUACCGAGUUCGCUGCGAGCCUCACUACUAUGGUCCUGCCUGUGCCCGCCUCUGCCGCCCUCGGGACGACCCUCUUGGCCACUUCCACUGCGGGGCCAACGGGGAGCGUGUGUGCAUGGAUGGCUGGACUGGCGACAUGUGCUCCCGGCCCAUAUGCCAGGAAGGCUGCAGUGCUGAGCAUGGCUCCUGCCAGAGGCCGGGUGAGUGCCACUGCAGUCAAGGCUGGACUGGCCCCCUCUGCACCGUCCGAGGCCCUGACAGUGACUGCUCUGGCCUUCAGCCGUGUACCAAUGGAGCCACCUGCUCCAACCUCCCAGGAUUCUCCAGCCGCAGAUGCCUCUUCCCAGCCGGGCUGUGUGAUGGGCACCCGUGUUCCAAUGGCGGCAGCUGCAGCGAGGUGGCGGGGGACUUUGAGUGCACAUGUCCGCGGGGCUUCUAUGGAAAGCGGUGCGAGGUCAUUGGGAUGACCUGUGCGGACGGGCCCUGCUUCAAUGGGGGCACCUGUGUGGAUGGCGGAGCCCCCGCUGGCUACACUUGCCGCUGCCCACCAGGCUUCCACGGGUCCAACUGUGAGAAGAAGAUGGAUCGCUGUAGCCUACAGCCUUGUCGCAAUGGGGGUCUGUGCCUGGACGUGGGCCGUGCGGUGCUGUGCCGCUGCAGGCCGGGUUUCGCGGGACCGCGCUGCGAGCGCGACCUGGACGACUGCGCGGGCCGGCCCUGCGCCAACGGGGGCACGUGCGUGGACGGCGCGCACAGCUUCCGCUGCUCCUGCACCCUGGGCUUCGGCGGGCGUGACUGCCGCGAGCGCGCAGACCCCUGUGAGCCGCAGCCCUGCGCGCACGGGGGCCGCUGCUACGCGCACUUCUCCGGCCAUGUGUGCUCCUGCGCGCCCGGCUACAUGGGCGCACGCUGUGAGUUUCCAGUGCAGGGAGCCGCCCCCGCUCCGCCCCCACCCGGGCCCCAUCGCGGUCCCCCGGCAGCCACCCUGCCUCCGGCCUUGGGGCUGCCCUUCGCCCUGCUGCUCCUGCUGGCGGUGGUGGCCGGAGGCGCGACCCUCCUGCUCCGAGCCCGACGACGGAGUCCAGGAGCACGGCCCCUUCCUCCCUCCGCGGACCCCGCUCCUCCCACCCCGCCCCCGGCGGACGCACUGAACAACCUCCGGGCCCACGAGAGGGGCCCUGGGCACUUAAAAGCACCCAAGCACGAGCGGACGCAGCGGCUGCUGGAGCCUCAGUUAGGAAGGAGCCCCAUCUCCUUCUCCAUCAGGGCUGACGACUGGUGUCUUCCCGAUGACAGCGACCCCCGAACCAUCUUUAUCAUCCCCGACUCCUCCCUCUAUGGCAGAGAGGUCUAAAUCAGCCUUUCCCUGGACUUCUCUCACUGGAGAUUCGUGGAAAACAGAGACUUUUAACAUAUUUAUUCAGAGAUGCUGUUUGACAUUUCCCCUCUUCUCCCCAACACAAUCAAGGGAGGAGGAAACUGAGUCGAGAAAAGGCUCAUGAAGAAGAGAGCUACCCCAAUUCCCUUUGUGGCUCAGGAUGCCUGUUGGGGAUCAACUCAGGAGUUCUGGUUGGGGAGGUGGGAUGCCAGGGACCCCAUCUGCCACCUUUGAAUUGGGUAAAAAGAAUAUUUGGCCCCACCUGGGACCCCAUCUCUGCAGAUGCAUCUAUAAAUGAUUUUUAUUUUAUUCAAUGUCCAUUUCUUUGUGUGAGGUCCCAGGAUCCAGCUUAGGGUACUCAGGUAUGGGCAUGGGGGGAGGUGUGUAGGGUAGUGCCAGUCAGGGGCUUCUCUUUGGUUAUCCCCAUAAUGUUCCUAGAAGGUUUUUAGUUGGAAGUGACAGGGAGAGAGAUAGAGGAUUUAGGAAUCCUACUAUCACCCUCCAGACAGCCACAUGGGUUCUAGGAGGAUCUCCAGGUUUGUGGGACAACAAGAGGUGGGACAGAGGGCAAGAAGGAAGCUUUCUUCAGCCCCAGUCACAGACUGUAUAGUUCCUAUGUGAGCUGAUGUGAGGGAGGGCCACCCAGAGACCUGCGGGGAGAAACAACCACUUAUCUGCUCAAAGGGUCCCUCCACCCCCUUUCCUUGAAACUUCCUUCACUCCUCAUCAUCCCCAGAGUCUAGGCAGAAGGCUUGGGUUCCAGGUCCCACUGGGAACCAUUUGGCUCCAAGGGUUCCAAGUUCCUCUUCUCCAAUGGCUGGACCCAGAGUUGAGGAAGAGAGGUUACAGCUGGAUUCUAAUAAGAAUAAUAAAAAUGGUUUUAUACA